Molecule: messenger RNA, 1278 nt
Organism: Oncorhynchus kisutch (coho salmon)
Lineage: Eukaryota; Metazoa; Chordata; Actinopteri; Salmoniformes; Salmonidae
Gene: tasp1
Product: taspase, threonine aspartase, 1
Biological process (GO): protein maturation
Cellular component (GO): cytoplasm
Molecular function (GO): threonine-type endopeptidase activity
Source: RefSeq, a predicted model, not a curated record
GGCAAUAAUGUUUUGGGACGCGCAAAUUUGCGUCAUGUGACGUAACCCUGAACCCGGAAGAGAUUUCUGCUGCAGAGCCGCAGCCAGAGUACUAUCUCAACUUGCAAAGUUUUUAAUAGUAAAGUGUGAGAGCCAAGAUGCCAGUGUUACCUGGGGCCAAUGGUCCAUGAUGCAUGUGGAGGGUUAUGGAGACGCCACUCAACUGUGCUGAAGAGCAACAACCCCCUCCUGCCUUCCCUGCCUCCUGGUCGACAGUCACACCACAGGAGUCUCCUGCAGACAGAAACGACAAGGGGAACGCUGUUGGCUUUGUGUUGGUGCAUGCAGGAGCAGGAUACCACUCUGAGUCCAAAGCCAAGGAAUACAAGCAUGUCUGCAAGAGAGCUUGUCAGAGAGCUGUGGACAGACUGAAAGCCGGUGCUCUGGCAGUGGACGCCGUGACUGCAGCCCUUGUUGAGCUUGAGGAUUCUCCGUUCACCAACGCGGGAAUGGGCUCUAACUUAAACCUGUCGGGGGAGAUCGAGUGUGACGCCAGCAUCAUGGAUGGGAAGUCUUUACGUUAUGGAGCUGUAGGUGCUGUUAGCGGUAUAAACAACCCAGUGCUGGUGGCCAACAGGUUACUGAGUGAAGCCCAGAAAGGAAAACUGUCAGCUGGACGAAUACCCCCCUGCUUUCUAGUGGGUCGAGGAGCACAUGACUGGGCUGUGAACCAUGGGAUACCUCCUUGUCCCUCAGAGAAGAUGGCUACCAAGUUCAGUCUAUCGGCCUACAAGAGGAACAAGCACAAGAUGGAGCUGGCAGAGAAGGUGGAUACAGGGUUUAAUCAUCACAGUAAGAAGAGACGACAAGCAAGUGAAACCGAGAAUGGAUCAGGGUUGCUGGACACGGUGGGAGCGAUCGUAGUGGACAGAGAGGGGAACGUGGCAGCUGCAGUGUCCAGUGGGGGUUUAGCCAUGAAACACCCAGGCAGGGUGGGACAGGCUGCUCAUCAUGGAUGUGGAUGCUGGGCUGAGAACACCAGUACCCUGAACCCUUACUCUACAGCAGUGAGUACUUCAGGUUGUGGGGAACAUCUAAUACGAACCAUGCUAGCACGUGAAUGUUCUUCUGCCAUGCAGUGUGAAGAUGCUCACCAGGCGCUGCUGGAGGCUAUGCAGAACAAGUUCAUCAGUUCCCCGUUCCUUGCCAGUGAGGACUGUGUCCUUGGAGGGGUCAUCGUCCUGAGGUGCUGCAGAUGUUCCGAUGCCCAACCCUCCCCUGACAUCCAGGCUAUACUGG